This is a messenger RNA of Dentiscutata heterogama, 2306 nucleotides long. NCBI's taxonomy places the organism in Eukaryota, Fungi, Glomeromycota, Glomeromycetes, Diversisporales, Gigasporaceae. The record is from the annotation of a GenBank genome assembly.
UCAAGCUAAGAAGAGAACAAUUUAAAUAUAAUAUCGAUUUAGUAAAACUAGAAAACGAUAUUAUUAAACCUAACCACCGCUGCAAGUUUCCUUCAUUACAACUACCUAAUAAAACCAAAGCAGAUUUUUCUGAAGAAGCAAAAGAAAAAUCUAAAGAAAUAAGUAAACAAUACUAUGAAAAUUUACGUACUUCUUUGGAUAAAAAAGAAGAAGCUCUUUUUAAUAAGCUAUACGACUAUGUUAAUAAUAUCUCUACGUGUCAUAAUGAGAUUACCGAAAAGCUUAGGUUUAAUCAUAAACCAAACCUACACUUUAGAGGAGCUGAACACUCAUUCGUAAAUUUGUUUACUGAAGGCUUAGUUGUUCUUCAAAAUACUUUAGAUAAGGACCGUGACCUCCACACGGCCAAACCAAAAAAAGAAGAAGAACCAAAACUCGACUUCAAGAUCGACCUCUCGCUCCAAGUUCCAAACAUCCAGGACAUCUUUCAAAGGCCAACAAAAGUCGUACGGCAAUACAUCUCGCCCACCUUCUACAACCCGUGGAAGAUCAAAAUCACGACGACCCAAUGCCGCAUCUUAAAUUAUGGGCAUAAAUUUAUUCCUACUCCCACCCCAAAUCAACGUAAAGGACUAACGGAUACGGAACAACCCUUUUUAAAAGAAUCACUAGCUUAUUUAGAACGCCGCUUAAAUUUAUUCUUCGAAUUUGGAGGAGGUGGUACUUCUAAAAAAGUUAGAAUUCCAAACCCAAACUAUAUACCACCAAAGAAUUUAUCAACUACUAAGUUAAUAGAUUCUUUAAAAGAAAACCUCAAAUGUCCAUUAAUUCCCACUCCUCAAUAUAAUCUUACUUUACGAGAAAAGAAGGCCUUAAAAGACUUAUCCUAUAACAAUAAUAUUGUUAUUACUCAAACGGAUAAAAAUUUAGGAUUAGCUAUUAUACCUUUCGAACAAUAUAUUUUAGCUAUAAAAAAUCUUCUUUCUCCUGAUGAAUAUGAGGAAAUAUCUUUAACAGAAAACGAAUGUAUUCUGUUAAUACAACGAAAAAUAUUUGACUUGCCAAUGUCAAAUAAACAUCAAAAAUACUUUAUUCCUCCCGAAGAUAAUCUCCAACUGCCGUUUUUCCAUGCAUUACCAAAGGUACAUAAAAACCCAUUAAAAUGGCGACCUAUUGUUGGUAUGCAUUCUGCACCUAUUAGAAGAUUAUCUAUUUUUCUUUCGGAUAUAUUAAAAGAUUGGAUGGCUAAACUUGAGUAUCACUACAAAGAUUUUUGGACUCCUAUUAAGGACAAUUUUCAACUUCUUUACCAAGUUGAAAAAAUAAAAAAUCAAUAUAAAUUUGUAGUUACUGGAGAUUUUGAAUCACUCUAUACCAAGUUUACACAUAAUGAAAUCCUUUCUGCAUUCGAUUAUUUAAAUAAUCACUCCAUUCCGAUUGACUCUUACCUUGGUUUUAAUAAACCAAAAAUUAGAUUUAUCCUUAGUCUAGUAAUUGAUAAUAAUUACUUUAAAGCAUUAGGAAAAAUCUUUAAACAAAAAAGAGGAAUAGCUAUGGGAACAAAUGCUGCAGUUCAUAUAGCUCAAUUAACGUGCUUUGCUCAUGAACUUCAAGCGAUAAAUAAUGGACUUUUUAACAAUAUAUUUUUUCGAAGAUAUAUUGACGAUAUCAUUAUUUUUAGUAAUAUUUUUAUUGAAAAAACUAUUAAUGAUAUCUACCCUCUACAUCACAAAAUUUCUUGGCAGAGAUUAAAUAACGGAAAAAUAGCUAACUUCUUAGAUUUAACUUUUAUUAUAGAUAAAGAAAUUAGUUAUAAAAGAUAUUCCAAAUUUCCUAGAUCUGCCGCCUUCGUUCACUAUAAGUCAAACCACCGUUUAUUAAUGAAAAAACAAGUCGUUGUCAAUGAAGUCUCAAGGCUAUCUCUAUUAUGUUCAAAAAAAGAAGACUUUAAUAUUGAAAAAGAAAAUCUUCUUUCCUUCCUCAACUCAACUAAAGGAUAUCCAUUAUAUAUUCUUAAAAAUCUUAUAUAUCCAAAAUGGGAAGACCGAACGCUUCUUCUUAAGAAAAUUAACAAAGAAAAAAGAGAAAAAGGACUACCACCAAUUAUCUUAAAAAUACCGUUUGACGAUACAGUAUUUAAGAUGAAAAAUUACUCUAAAAUCCUUAAUGAAGCCUUCGAAACAAAUAUGAAUACCGAAACAACACAACGACCUAUUCUUUGUGUAACUAAUCAACCCUCUUUGGUCAGAAUCUUAGCCCGGUCUUCGACCGGGAACCCUAACCCUAACCAUAACCCUAACCAAUAA